AUGGACUUCGACAAGGAGCGUGUUAUUCAAAACCAUUCAGUACUUCUGAGCCAGCGAAGUCCUAUCAACCAAUAUGGCCUCCUGGCUAGGGUUAUGCAAAUGACCUCUCAGGAGAUAACGCACGAUUCAAAGAGAAUCUCGGAGAGCAGACUUUUUUUCAACACGUCGGUCCCGUCGAGCACUUUCAUUUGUGGUUCUCAGGGCUCUGGAAAGAGCUACACGCUCUCCUGUCUACUUGAGAAUUGCUUGGCGCGAUCAGAAGCAACUGUUCUUCCGCACCCCCUCACAUCUUUACUCUUCCACUACGAUGAGUUCAUUUCCGAUCAUGGAGGUUCUCCAUCAACAAUCAAGAAAACCUACAGUCAGCUCAAAGUAGAAGUGCAACCACUUCAAAUCAGGGAGAGCAACCUGAAUACUAAGCCAAAAUACCGGGAGCUCGUUUAA
Molecule: messenger RNA, 444 nt
Organism: Akanthomyces muscarius
Lineage: Eukaryota; Fungi; Ascomycota; Sordariomycetes; Hypocreales; Cordycipitaceae
Exons: 5
Coding region: 1-444 (147 amino acids)
Source: RefSeq, a predicted model, not a curated record